This is a messenger RNA of Penicillium alfredii, 1704 nucleotides long. RefSeq names its product Zn(II)2Cys6 transcription factor. The transcript has a single exon. Gene Ontology annotation, molecular function: DNA-binding transcription factor activity, RNA polymerase II-specific; DNA binding; zinc ion binding. Gene Ontology annotation, biological process: DNA-templated transcription; regulation of DNA-templated transcription. The record is from RefSeq and is a predicted model, not a curated record. NCBI's taxonomy places the organism in Eukaryota, Fungi, Ascomycota, Eurotiomycetes, Eurotiales, Aspergillaceae. The coding region runs from base 1 to 1704 and encodes 567 amino acids.
AUGACCGAACCGCAGGUCCCGACCGAUGCUGCGGGCACCAAACCCGCAGGUCCCUCACUUUUGGCCUGCCUCUUGUGUCGUCACAAGCAUCUGAAAUGCGAUGGCCAAACGCCCACGUGCGGCCGCUGCGCCCUGACCAACUCCGAUUGCCAGUACACCAAGUCACGGCGAGGCUACAAGGGCCCGUCGAAGAAGCGCCGCGCCAAUCCCGAUUCCCCAGACCUGCAGCCGGUCGACCCCGCCGCCAUGCUCGAUGUCCCCGUGGAUUGGAGUCUACAGCCCGGAUUCGCCUAUGUACCGACAAUACCACUGCUCUCUUCUGGGAGUGGUAGCCCCGCGAUGACCGAUAUGCCUGCGACAAUGGUGCCCUCGGUGCGCCAAGUCAAUGGACCUCCGACCCCCGACUCCUCAUCCUCCCUCGGCAGCGACAACUACCUUCUUGAUAUCUAUUACACUUAUUUCCACUCGGCCCAUCCCAUUCUGCCACCCAUCCGGUUUCUCUAUCGCACCCCUUUCCCGGCCUACCUCGAGCAAGUCAUGAAAUUUGUCGGCUCCCAUUUCACGCCGGCCGCCUCGAGUGAAGUAUACCGUCCUACGGUGGUCGCGCUGGUCCAAAGCCAAGAACCCACAGUUGAAAAAGUCCAGGCACUGCUUCUGUUAGCGAUUGUACUCCACUCGCGCAAUGAGCGCGCCGAGGCGGGCGAGUGUCUGGCUGCUGGCGUGGACCUGGCAUUCGAGCUCGGUUUGCACCAGGUCAGCUACGCCGAAAUCGCCAGCGGCGGCGAUCCGAUCCGUGCAGAGUGUCUGCGGCGCACGUGGUGGGAGCUGUUCAUCGUUGAAGGCAUGCUGACGGCCCUCGGCGUUCAGCGCGUAUACCGCACCAAUCUGCUCCCACACGAGGUCCCGCUUCCCUGCGAGGAACGCAUUUACCAGGAUGGGCUGGCUCCACCGCCACCGCCGACCAUUCUCCAGUUCGAUGAGCGCGUCUUCGCAGAUGAAGAACGCGACUUUUCUUCGUACUGCUAUCGGAUUGAGGCCGUGCGGAUCCUGGCUCGCGUGGUGGCAUUGCAGGACAUGGUCGAAGGCCAGCAGGACCAGGUCGAAUCCAUUGAUGCACGCAUUGCCAGUUGGUUCCACCACCUACCCGAGUCCAAGGCAGAGCUCCUGCGCCCGGACGGUUCCGUAGACGAGAUCAUGUUCCAGGCGACCAUGAUUGUGAAUGGCGCCGCCAUCUACCUGAACUUUCCGCGCUCCGAUCUCCUUUCGUCCCCGGCGGUUGCCUCGGAGGUUAUCUGUGGUCACCACGGCCCUAUCAGUGUGCCGGCUUUCUCCCAUCACGCCCACGCCAUGAAGGCGGUUAAAGCGGCCAGCGAACUGUCAUCACUCGCUGCCAUGCGCCUGCCUGUCGUGAAGCACACACCCUUCUUCAUCUGUGCGCUGACGCUCAGCUCGAUCGUGCAGCUGGCUGCAUGCUCCGUUAAGGCGGGCCAAAUGCCCGACCCGAGCCGUGACCGUCUCACACUAACCAUCGGUGUCUUUCGGUCACUGGCCCGUACAUGGGCCAUCUCGCAGUCGAUCAUGCGGCAGAUCAAAGCGGUUGCGCGCGAUGUCAUGGAUCUCGGGCUGCGGCCGACUAUGGAUUCGCUUGCUUUUACGACGGUUCUUGAUAACAACCGAUUCUGGGUGCAGGAAGGACCCGGAUAA